Messenger RNA from Linepithema humile (Argentine ant), 1284 nucleotides. RefSeq names its product RAS oncogene family member Rab5 (gene Rab5). The record is from RefSeq and is a predicted model, not a curated record. Lineage: Eukaryota; Metazoa; Arthropoda; Insecta; Hymenoptera; Formicidae. Gene Ontology annotation, molecular function: GTP binding; GTPase activity. Gene Ontology annotation, cellular component: Golgi apparatus; endosome.
UUUUUUCGCGAUUGCCACGGCAAGACGACGGCCUGUACGGUGCAUAGAGCGCGCGCGAGAGCGAACGAGUGGUGGUACUUCGUCGCGGCCCUUUUCAUCAUCAACGAGAGCCGCGCCGUAACGAAUCUCUUGAUUGUCAUAAAUGUGACGCACCCCGCGCGCGGGUGCAUCACUCCUCUCGGGAUCGCUCGCUCCCGCGAGUCUUCUUCGCGGUGUCACCCGUGACGAAGAGGAUGAGUGAUGCGGAUGGACGCGCUCGGCGACGACGGAUUAGCGCGAACACUUAAUUGGAUAAUAUAAUUAACAACGUCAGAUCUUAAUGGGUUAAAAAAAAAAAAAUAAAUAAAGAACCUGCGACUUGUUUCCCGAAUCAGUUAGCUACCUUUGACUUUUUAUCGCGGUACUUGUGAUCAUGGCGAAUCGGGGUACGGCUCAAAGGCCAAAUGGAGCGACACAAGGGAAAAUUUGUCAGUUCAAACUAGUUUUACUCGGUGAAUCGGCAGUGGGAAAAUCAAGUCUUGUUUUAAGGUUUGUCAAAGGACAGUUCCACGAGUAUCAGGAGAGUACAAUUGGUGCUGCAUUUUUAACACAAACAGUAUGUCUGGAUGACACAACCGUAAAGUUCGAAAUUUGGGAUACUGCAGGACAAGAGCGUUAUCACAGUCUUGCACCAAUGUAUUAUCGUGGUGCACAGGCAGCCAUUGUUGUAUACGACAUUACAAAUCAGGAUACAUUCUCCCGUGCCCAAACAUGGGUAAAGGAAUUGCAGCGUCAAGCCAGUCCAAGUAUAGUAAUAGCGUUAGCUGGAAACAAGGCAGAUUUGGCAAAUAAAAGAGUUGUCGAGUUUGAUGAAGCUCAAGCAUACGCGGAUGAAAAUGGCCUUCUUUUCAUGGAAACAUCUGCUAAGACGGCAAUGAAUGUCAACGACAUAUUUCUUGCAAUUGCUAAAAAGCUUCCGAAGAACGAACAGUCAGGAAGUGCAAGUACAAGUGGACAAGGUCGUCGACUAGUCGAAUCAGAUGGGCAAAAAGCAGCAACUGGCAAUUGCUGCAAGUGAUUAUCUAAAUCCAUAUGUACUAUAAUCUACAAAGAUAAAUGCAUCAUGAGUGUGGUACGAUGAAUAUGAGAGGAAGACACACAACAAAGGAAAAAUACUACACAGAGUGGGAAGUGUACUGUGCGGGACAUUCGCAAACAUUUUGCUUGAGUGAUUGACUAAGAGUUUGCGUCUCAAUGUAAUCGACGAUAUAUCAUCUAUUUUGAGUAUCAGAUCUAUUAAGAGAU